CCAGUUACCAACUUUAAUAAGAACUGAAAACUGAAAGUGUUCUCUUCAAUCUUCAUGGCUUUUUCUCUCUGUCUCUAUCCUCAUUUGUGGCUUAGAAUCAAUAUUCCCUUCCUCUUCAGUUCUAACUUCUCUUUCUUUCUGUCUCCAAUUUAAAGAAACAUUUCUGCCAUAACUAAGAUUCUAACAAAUCAGUGACAUCACCAUCAUACACUAUUGCUAUUUCUCUGUUCUUGAAAGUCUUUCCUAAUCACUCUUUUUCUUUCCUAACUUUCUCUGCCAUUUUUGUUGUUGUCUUUGAUUUGUGCUGUUUUUGGGAAUCAAAUCCAUGAUGGGGUUCUCCCAACGAAUCUCCACUGAUACAAGGGACCAAGAUUCUCACUUCAAGAACCUCAAAGACAGAAACUUUUUGGGAAAACUGAUAUGGGACUUUGCAUUUGCAUGUGUUGCUUCGCCAUGCACUUGUAGCAGUGGAAAAAUCGAUGGCAAAGAAUUCAAAAACAUAACUUUGGAUCACAAGAAGGCUCUGUUGCUGGCAGAAUCUAAUGGGGUUGGAGCAGAAUUGCUGAACAAUGAACCGAUUAAUGAACCUCAAUCGGUUCAUUCAUCUUUCAGGUUCAGCUUCCGUUCUCAGGUUGAGCUAGAAUCCUUCAACGUGAGUUCUUCUUCUGCUGCUGCUGCUAAGGCAGCCUUGUUGAUGGUGAAUUUGGAGUGUGAGUCUCUGAAAUGGAGGACAAUGGAGCCAUUGGAGAAGAGCAUAUCCCCAGUGCCCAACACUUUGAUCAGGUUCAAUUAUCAUGAAAUUGUACAUGCUACUCGCAAUUUCUCCAAAGGUAGAGUGUUGGGAAGAGGGGCAUUGAGCUGUGUUUUUAGGGGUAAAGUUGGUAUAUUGAGGACAACUGUUGCAAUCAAAAGGUUGGACAAAGAAGACAAAGAGUGUGCCAAGGCCUUUUGCAGAGAGUUGAUGAUUGCAAGUUCUCUUCACAACACAAACAUUGUGCCUCUUUUGGGAUUUUGCAUUGAUUCAGAGGAAGGCUUGUUUUUGGUCUACAAAUUUGUUUCAGGAGGAAGCUUAGAGCAUCACUUGCAUGGGAGGAAGAAAAGUAGAGGUUCACCACUUCCAUGGUCUGUGAGAUUUAAAGUUGCAAUUGGGAUUGCAAAGGCCAUAGCUUAUUUGCAUUAUGGAACUGAAAGAUGUGUUGUUCAUAGAGAUAUUAAGCCUUCAAACAUUUUGCUUUCCUCUAAGAAAAUUCCCAAGUUAUGUGAUUUUGGACUAGCUACAUGGACUGUUGCACCUUCAGUACCUUUUCUAUGCAAAGCUGCCAAAGGAACAUUUGGUUAUUUGGCCCCUGAAUAUUUUCAACAUGGAAAGGUGUCAGAUAAGACUGAUGUUUAUGCAUUUGGAGUGGUUUUAUUAGAACUCAUAACUGGCAGGAAGCCAAUUGAAGCAAAGAGGACUCAAGGAGAAGAGAACUUGGUCUCAUGGGCUAAAGCUUUGCUACAGAAAGGGAAAUUAGCUAUUGAAAAGUUGGUUGAUCCUCAACUCCAUUAUAGCAAUUCGAGAUUCUCGAGUCAAAUAGCUCGGAUGAUCGAAGCGGCGGCUGCUUGUAUUACAUUCGAAGAAUCUAGAAGGCCCGGCAUAUACGAGAUUCUUGCGAUACUAAAAGGUGAACAAGAACUUGUUCUCUCCAGGAGGAGGAAGUCUGGUUACUACACACAGUUACAACAAAAUAAUAGUGAUUUGAAAAGUCACUUGGCUUUGGCAAUGCUUGGAGUAUCAGAGUUUGAUGAUGAUGAUGAUUAUCUUUCUUGCCGCUAAAGAACAUAACUUACCUUCAUUGUUGUCAUGGUUCCCUCUUUAGUGCUAAGGAUUAGAUAAAAACAUUUUGUUGUAAAUAGAAGAAAAAAAAAAAAGGGAG
Molecule: messenger RNA, 1916 nt
Organism: Arachis stenosperma
Lineage: Eukaryota; Viridiplantae; Streptophyta; Magnoliopsida; Fabales; Fabaceae
Product: probable serine/threonine-protein kinase PBL7
Exons: 6
Coding region: 326-1816 (496 amino acids)
Biological process (GO): protein phosphorylation
Molecular function (GO): protein kinase activity; ATP binding
Source: RefSeq, a predicted model, not a curated record